AUGUCGGCAAAGCACUUCAUCAACGACCCCACACACCUGGUCAACGCCGCCUUGCAGGCUAUAACGCUCACCAACCCGAGCGUGGCGCUUGACGCCGCUAACAAGGUAGUGUACCGGCGGCCUGGCUACGGCAGCAGCCAGCAAAAGGUGUCCAUCAUCAGCGGCGGCGGCUCCGGACAUGAGCCGUCCUUCGCGGCUAUGGUCGGCACAGGCCUCCUCAGUGCCGCCGUCGCCGGCACCAUCUUUGCGAGCCCGAGCGCCGAGCAAGUGCGUGCCGCCAUCAUGGCGCGGGUCGACAACAACGAGCCUAGCAGCUCGACGGCCGAGUCUGGCGGCGUGCUGGUCACGGUCAUGAACUACACGGGCGACGUGCUCAACUUUGGCAUGGCGGUCGAAAAGGCGCGCGCUGCUGGUGUCAACGCCGAGAUGGUGGUGGUUGGCGACGAUGUCGGCGUCGGGCGGGCCAAAGCCGGCAAAGUCGGCCGUCGUGGCAUUGCCGGCACCGUCCUGGUGCACAAGAUCAGCGGCGCCCUGGCAGUGCAGGGACGGAGCUUGGCCGAGGUUGCCAAGGUCGCGAGGCUGACGGCGGAGAAUCUGGUGAGCGUCGGCGCAAGCCUCGACCAUGUCCACGUCCCGGGGCGAGCUCCGCCAGACCUCAACUCUGCUGAGCACCUCAAAGACCGUGAGCUUGAGCUGGGGAUGGGUAUCCACAACGAGGCUGGGUCGAGUCGCGAGACGGCCAUUGAGCUGCCGGGGCUGGUGCGCAAGAUGCUGGCACAGCUUCUGGAUCCGAACGAUGCGGACCGAGCGUUCGUCAGGGUCAAUUCGAACGAAGUGGUGCUCCUAGUCAACAAUCUAGGCGGCGUCAGCGUGCUGGAGCUGGGCGGCAUCCUGACCGAGGUCGUGACGCAGCUAGACAAAGGGCACGGCAUAAAGCCAGUGCGUAUCCUGAGCGGGACUUUCAUGACGAGCUUGAACGGGCUGGGAUUCAGCAUCAGCCUCCUGAACGUGGUUAAUACGGACAUUGGCGGCCCAAGCAUGAUCGACCUGCUCGACUACCCCUGCGAGGCCACGGGCUGGUCCACUCCCAUCAGCAAGCUCACAUGGGAGGAGAAGAACACGGCGACAAGACAGCAAGACGCAUCAGUCGGGUUUAACUCUGGCCCGAGCGGCCUGAAGCUCGACCCGAAGGCGGCACAGACAGCACUAAUCAAUGCUCUUGAGAGCGUCAUCGCAGUUGAGCCCGAGGUGACCCGUUAUGAUACCGUGGUGGGAGAUGGCGAUUGUGGAAUUGGACUCAAGCGAGGUGCCGAAGCGGUCCUAAAACACCUCUCAUCGCAGCCACUGUCAGGGGAUGCAGUCAUCGAUGUCGCCAACAUCGUCCCUGUCAUCGAAAUGGAGAUGGACGGCACCUCCGGGGCGCUUUAUGCCAUAUUCCUCAAUGCUCUAGUGGCCGCUCUGAGAUCGGAAGCGGCAGCACAGAGCGAGGCAUCGCCCCAAGUCUGGGCCAGCGCACUCGAUCAGAGCUGCGAAGCACUCUCCAAGUACACGCCAGCCCGCCCAGGUGACCGCACACUUGUGGAUGCGCUGUACCCAUUUGUCGAAGUCCUUGGCAAGACGGGCGACGUGAAGCAGGCUGCCGAGGCGGCCCAGUCGGCAGCCGAAGGCACAAAGGGGAUGAAGGCCAGCUUGGGCCGGACAGUCUACAUUGGCGGAUCCGGGUUCGAGCAAGUUCCCGACCCAGGAGCUUGGGGCCUAGCGAGCUUCUUUCUCGGGCUUGCCGGCGUGAAGAAGGAGAAGGGGGACGAGGAGUGGGAGACGCUCUAG
Messenger RNA from Lasiosphaeria miniovina, 1827 nucleotides. Its product is annotated as putative glycerone kinase isoform. Gene Ontology annotation, biological process: glycerol catabolic process. Gene Ontology annotation, molecular function: glycerone kinase activity; ATP binding. Gene Ontology annotation, cellular component: cytosol. The record is from RefSeq and is a predicted model, not a curated record. The coding region runs from base 1 to 1827 and encodes 608 amino acids. NCBI's taxonomy places the organism in Eukaryota, Fungi, Ascomycota, Sordariomycetes, Sordariales, Lasiosphaeriaceae. The transcript has 2 exons.